Eucalyptus grandis is the source of this 2005-nucleotide messenger RNA. Its product is annotated as putative ABC1 protein At2g40090. The record is from RefSeq and is a predicted model, not a curated record. Gene Ontology annotation, biological process: mitochondrion organization; lipid homeostasis. The transcript is spliced from 12 exons. NCBI's taxonomy places the organism in Eukaryota, Viridiplantae, Streptophyta, Magnoliopsida, Myrtales, Myrtaceae. The coding region runs from base 65 to 1678 and encodes 537 amino acids. Gene Ontology annotation, cellular component: mitochondrial inner membrane.
CAAUUAGAAUUCGAGCGACGGCUGGGGCGCCGAGUUCCGACCAUUUUGCCCGCCGUCCGAAAACAUGGCCGCGCGAUCUCUCUGGCGCUCCCGCGCCAGGGUCCUCGCGCUUGCCGGCACCGCCGCUUGCGGCGGCGCUGCGGCGGCAGCGGUCGCGACCUCCGACGAUCCGGCCACCGCCCUGAAGCUCUGCACCGUCGUCCCCGUCCGCCUCGCCCGGGACGCCGCCACGGUCGCCUCGAUUGCCUUCGAUUACCAAUACUCCCUGUUGGGACUGCCAGACGGUAGUGAAGAAAGGGCAAGAAUUAAGCACGAAGUUCAUCUCAGAUCAGCACUGAAGCUUCAAGAGUUAUGUUUCAAAAAUGGAGGAAUAUAUAUAAAGCUUGGGCAACAUAUUGGACAGUUGGAGUAUUUGGUACCUGAAGAGUAUGUGAAGACAAUGAGGGAGUCUAUGUUGAAUAAAUGUCCAGUUUCCUCCUAUGAUCAAGUGCACGAAGUUUUUAAGAAAGAGCUUGGAGAGACACCAGAUAAAGUCUUUACUGAAUUUGAUCCUGUUCCGAUAGCAAGUGCUUCCCUAGCACAAGUUCAUGUUGCCCGUACUCAUGAUGGCCGCAAAGUUGCUGUGAAGGUUCAGCACACUCACAUGACGGAUACUGCAGCUGCAGAUCAUGCUACUGUUGAUUUCAUUGUGAACACUCUACAUCGUAUCUUCCCCAGCUUUGAUUACAGGUGGCUGGUUGAUGAAAUAAGUGAAAGUCUGCCAAAGGAGCUAGACUUCUUGGUUGAGGCAAAGAAUAGUGAGAAAUGUAUGGAUAACUUUCGGAAGCUAUCUCCCCACAUUGCAGACUAUGUUUACGCACCAAAGGUAUAUUGGAACCUAAGUACCUCAAAGUUGUUGAUCAUGGAAUUUAUGGAUGGUGCACAAAUAAAUGAUGUGAAGACCAUUCGGGAGCUUGGAAUUCAGCCAAGUGAAGUUUCAAAGCUAGUCAGUCAAGCUUUUGCUGAAAUGAUGUUCAAACAUGGAUUUGUCCAUUGUGAUCCGCAUGCUGCCAAUUUGCUAGUUCGUCCUAUGCCUUCCAGGAGUAUUUUUGGUAACAAAAAACCACAGUUGGUACUUCUAGAUCAUGGCCUCUAUAAAGAGCUUGACGUGUCUACUAGGACUAACUAUGCUGCUCUUUGGAAGGCACUGGUUUUUGCUGAUGCUAAAGCAAUUAAGGAAAAUAGUGUGAAGCUGGGAGCAGGGGAGGACCUUUGUGCGCUAUUUGCAGGAAUUUUGACCAUGAGGCCAUGGAAUAGAGUUGUUGAUCCAGCUAUUGACCAUUUGGUUAUACAAGGCAGCGAUAGUGAACGUUCAGAGCUACAGAUGUACGCAUCUCAGUAUUUCUCAGAGAUCUCAGAACUUCUGAGAAGACUGCCUCGAGUAAUUCUGCUGAUGCUGAAGACAAAUGACUGUCUACGAUCUGUAAACACUGCACUGUUGCAGGGAUCUUCACUGGAGACAUUUCUUAUCAUUGGGAAGAUAUCUUCAAAAGCAGUUCUCGAGGCAAAGAAGUACGAAACAAGAUCUCUCGUACGCCGGUUGAGUGUCUGGUUGGAGGAAAUUUCGGUGGAAGCUCGUCUUCUAGCAAUGCAGUUGGCCCUGUGGCUUUUACAUAUUAGAAAAGCUUUGCCAUGGUGAAAACAUAAUUACCCGCGCAAUGAUAGUUCCUUCUACCCUUCCCUGAGCAUUAGUUUUAUGACCUUCGCCUAAUUCAUAUUCUUUCUCUCUGGGUUUAGAAUCUCUCCAUUCACACGGAGGAUUAUCGGUCCCGGAUCGACAGAUUGAAUUUUUACAUAGGAAACGAGCAAAUAAAUGUUGUCGAUACCUUGUAGCACACCGGCAACUCUUCAUUUUUUUGAGAUCUCCCCAUGGAAGUGAAGUGGGAGAAUUACUGUAAGAACAAAGUUUGAUUCUUUUCGAGGGACUCAUAUUUAAACCAGUUAAAUGAGAUGUCUGCUACUUUAA